CAGCAGCACCGUCUCUUGCCCGCAGUCGGUCGUCGAGUCGUGCUCGAACUUGCAUUUGACACUUUUGACAGUUCAAGAAUCGAACCAGGGACUCGGGUUGUGCUCGUGCAGGAGGAGAAAUGGCGAGUCUUUGCGCCCAGAAGUGCAUCCCCUCGAUUUACGGCAGGUUCGGCCACGUGCGUUCAGCGGUGAGAGCUGCCUCGUCGCUGGUGGCUGGUGAACCAAAGGGACCCACUGUCAAGACCCAAAUUCCAGGGCCGCGGUCCAAAGAGCUGCUGCAAGAGCUCAAUCAAAUUCAGCAAGCUGGCUCAAUUCAGCUGUUCGCCGACUAUGACCGAUCAAUUGGCAACUACUUGGCCGAUGUGGAUGGCAACGUCAUGCUGGACGUCUACACCCAAAUCUCCUCCAUGCCUUUGGGCUACAACCACCCUCACCUUCUGCAAAUGCUCACCGAAAAUCCCCACAACAUUAAAACAAUUGUGAACCGACCAGCAUUGGGCGUCUUCCCAGGCGCAGACUGGAACUCCAAGCUGAAGAAUGUUCUGCUGGGAAUCGCGCCGGCCGGACUUGACCAAAUCACGACCAUGGCCUGUGGCUCUUGUUCAAACGAGAAUGCGUACAAGGCGAUUUUCAUGGCGUACCGCCAGAAGCAGCGCAAGGGCGACUUCACCCCUGAGGAAAUUUCCUCGUGCAUGAUCAACCAGGCGCCGGGCAGCCCUGACCUCAGCAUCCUCUCAUUCCACGGCGCCUUCCACGGCCGCACCAUGGGCGUUUUGUCCACCACUCACUCCAAGGCUAUUCACAAACUGGACGUGCCCGCUUUCGACUGGCCGAUCGCGCCCUUCCCGAUUUACAGGUAUCCCCUUGAGGACAACAAGGCAGAGAACGCGGCCGAGGACAAACGCUGCCUGGCCGCCGUGGAGCAAUUAUUCGAGGACUACGCCAAGAAGGGCCGCCCUGUUGCAGGCAUCGUCGUUGAGCCCAUCCAAGCUGAGGGCGGAGACAACGAAGGAUCUCCCGAGUUCUUCCAGGGCCUGCAGAAAGUGGCUCGCAAGAACGGAGCGUCCUUGUUGAUUGAUGAGGUGCAGACCGGCGGAGGACCAACUGGAAAGAUGUGGUGCCACGAGCACUUCAAUUUGGACGGCCCGCCGGACGUUGUCACUUUCAGCAAGAAAAUGCUCAUCGGUGGAUUCUAUCAUACAGCUGAACUUAAACCUCCUCAGGCUUAUCGAAUUUUCAACACCUGGAUGGGUGACCCUGGCAAGCUGGUGUUGCUAGAGGGUGUGCUCGAGGUGAUCAAGAGGGACAAUCUGCUGGAGCAAGUGAAGCGUUCGGGCGACCGACUUCUACUGGGUCUGAAGCAGCUGCAAAAUGAGUAUCCUGCUCUGAUCAGCAGAGCCAGAGGCCGAGGCACCUUCUUGGCGGUCACCUGCAGCAGCACCAAACUCAGGGAUGACCUGGUCGGACGCCUUAAAACUAAAGGUAUUCAGAGUGGCGGCUGCGGCGAAGAUUCAAUCAGACUUCGGCCAGCGCUUGUCUUCCAGGAGCACCACGCUGAAAUCUUCCUUGACCGCCUCCGCCAGGUGCUUUCCGAGACCAAGUAAAGGUAUUAAAGGUAAGGUGCCAAGCGGUGGUGGUGCAAACACUCUUCUUGAUGGCCAAUCAUUUUAUUUUGGGCUGAGCACAAAGCAAGCAAGCAAGACGCGUCUUCCACCAAAAAUGCUUUUAUUUUAUUUUUAUAGAAGUCAAAAUGCAUGGCUUCGAUAAUUUACCUGUGCCAUAUGCAACUCAUAAACGCCACAUUGAAAUAAAUCGUCUUCCAUCGACAUCGUCGUUAAAAAAUGUGCCGUUAAUAUAUAUCACAUUUAAUGCUCAGUGUUUCCCCUAAAAUUAUAAUUUGACAUUCCUAAAUUUUUCCAAAUGAAAAGUAAAAUCAGGAAUCUCCAUCUGUGAUUGUCGAGCAAAUUCCAUAAAUUUAUGGUAACAUUUCACAUUAUUGUGUUCACCCUUCUCGUGUGUAGAAAAAAAUAUAAGAAAUAUUCAAUGUGUUUAUGUCUUGAAAAAUAAAAUAUAUAUAUGCAAAUUUGUGGCAUAGGAUCCUUAGUUCAAAACCAGAAAUU
Messenger RNA from Neocloeon triangulifer, 2120 nucleotides. RefSeq names its product 4-aminobutyrate aminotransferase, mitochondrial (gene Gabat). Gene Ontology annotation, molecular function: pyridoxal phosphate binding. Lineage: Eukaryota; Metazoa; Arthropoda; Insecta; Ephemeroptera; Baetidae. The record is from RefSeq and is a predicted model, not a curated record. Gene Ontology annotation, cellular component: mitochondrion. The transcript has 7 exons. Gene Ontology annotation, biological process: GABA catabolic process. Bases 120 to 1604 code for a protein of 494 amino acids.